AUGUUCGCAAAGGCUUUCACUUUUGCCAGCCUGGCUUCUCUUGUCAGUGCUCAUAUGCUCAUGAACAACCCCAAGCCAUACGGAAACCCAGACAACAGCCCUCUCUUGGCAGACGGAUCAAACUUCCCCUGCAAGGGAAAGGUCAAUGAUGGCUCCGGUGACAACGUCUACAAGCAAGGCAGCACCCAACAACUCUCAUUCACUGGCCAAGCUGUCCAUGGCGGAGGCUCUUGCCAGGUUUCUCUCACCACUGACAAGAACCCUACCAAGGACUCUGUUUGGAAAGUCAUCAAGUCUUAUGAAGGAGGCUGUCCUUCAAGAACUGCAACAGGAAAUCUGGGCGACAAUGCUGACGCCCAGAACCCUGACAAGUACGACUUCACAAUCCCCAAAGAGUUGGCAGCUGGCGAGUACACGCUUGCCUGGACCUGGUUUAACCAUGUUGGCAACCGCGAGAUGUACAUGAACUGUGCUGCCAUCACUGUUGAAGGCUCAGGUGGCUCUAAAGGCCUUCUGGACUCUCUCCCCGACAUGUUCGUCGCCAAUGUUGGCAAUGACUGUGAAACUCUUCCCAACACUGACCUUAAAUUCCCCAACCCUGGCAAGGACGUCAGCCAGCUCAAGUCUAAGCUUGAUGGUCCUAAGGGCGAUGGAUGCCAGAAGGCUGGAUCUGGUGGCGGCUCGGGAUCUGGUGAUGGCUCUGGUGGAGGCGAUUCUCAGCCUUCUACUCCUGUGGCUGCUCCUACUACCAACAACGGUGCCCAGCCCACUCAACCCGUCGCUACACCCGCUCCUAGUGCUGGCAAUGGCUCAGGCGCCGGAUCUGGUUCCGGGGAUGGAUCAAAUGGCACUCCUGAGAUUCCUGGCGGUGCUUUCAUCACUGUUACCCAGCCUUCUGCCACUCAACCUACUGCUACACAGGCUCCUGCUGCUUCCGAAACUCCCAAGGAUGGUUCAGGCUCUGACGAGGGCAACCAGGGCGGCGACUCUGGUUCUGAAAGCGGUGGGUUCGCGGCUGGAACUGCCUGCACAAACGAAGGCGAGUGGAAUUGUAUUGGUGGCUCAACUUUCCAGCGCUGUGCCAGCGGUGCUUGGACUACCGUUCAACAGCUCUCUUCUGGCGUUACCUGUACUCCUGGCCAAGGUGCUGAUAUUGCCAUGACCGCCAAGAAAGGCAAGAGGAGUAUGCGCCGAGCUCAGCGUCACAAUGCCUAG
Molecule: messenger RNA, 1215 nt
Organism: Fusarium tjaetaba
Lineage: Eukaryota; Fungi; Ascomycota; Sordariomycetes; Hypocreales; Nectriaceae
Product: spore coat sp96 precursor
Exons: 1
Coding region: 1-1215 (404 amino acids)
Source: RefSeq, a predicted model, not a curated record